Vicia villosa (hairy vetch) is the source of this 729-nucleotide messenger RNA. Its product is annotated as F-box protein At2g35280-like. The transcript has a single exon. Bases 1 to 729 code for a protein of 242 amino acids. The record is from RefSeq and is a predicted model, not a curated record. Lineage: Eukaryota; Viridiplantae; Streptophyta; Magnoliopsida; Fabales; Fabaceae.
AUGUCAUCAACAAUAAGAUUGGAGAACAGUGAACAUGUGUCAUCUUCUUCAACCAUGCAAUCACUUCCGAGAGAAUUGUUACUUGACUUGAUUGCAAUUAUAGGCUCUCGAUCUUUCAUUGAUCUUCACAAAAUGAAAGUGUGUUGCAAAGAUUUUCUCGAAGUAGCACAAGAAAGUUAUGUGUUACAAAAAAUAUCUUUGGAAAACUUUCCAUUCAUCGAAUGGACUCGGACACCAAACGAAAAUGCAUUGUUAUUUUUUAAACAAUGUGUGGAAAGUGAAAAUAGUGAGAGUUUGUAUAGAGAUGGAUUGCUUAAGUACUUUAAUUAUCCGAAUGGAAAUAUUGUUGGUCUUGUGAGUCUAAAGAUUGCAGCUCAGACGGGUCAUAAGGAAGCGAUGUAUGUGUAUGGAAUGAUUUUGUUGUGUUCUGAGGAUCACGAAUCAAGAAAACAAGGAGUUGAGUAUAUGCGUUCUUUGAGGAAGUCAAAGUGUAUUAUGAGUUUAAGGAUGAAGGUACAAUCUUUAACAAAUUCUUUAUGGAAAAAUAAUGGAAUGUUGGUGCGCAAUCAAACUCCCAUAUGCAAUUCUAAGAAAACGUGCUAUGGAUGGAGAGUGAAGGAAGGUCGAUGGUCCUUACUCGAUGAUGAAGACGAUGAUAUUAAAUUGUGUGAAAAUUGUAGAUGGGAUUACGAGUUAGAGUUCUUUUAUAACUUAUUUAAUGUUCACUAG